CAAAAGUAAGCACCAUGAAUAAAGGUGGAUCAAUACGGUAUAUAACCCAAAAAUCUCGAACAGUCACUGCGGCAGUCGUGGUGAACAGAAAUAACGUCUCCGCCUAUUCUGCUUGUUUGGUUGAACAAUUUCCGCAUACGUGACUUUUGGGACCGAUUCAUAUAAGACAACUGUAUCCCAUUUCACAACUUUCAUCGAUGGCUUCUUCCAUUCCGGGCGCCACCACAACCGAUAUAUCUCUUCUUCGAGACAUUCGACCACUCAUGCGAAAUGUCGAUUGCGAGGUCAUUGUUCUGCAACGAGUGUCGGAUCCACAGAUGACCCGCGAUGGCGACACGAUGCAACGCAUUCAAGUAGCUGAUCGUUCAGGAUCUAUGCUAUUGACGGCCUGGGGAGAUGCAGCAGCCAGUAUGUGCCCCGGUGAUAUUCUACGUAUUUCAGGAGCAAACUGUGCUCUUCGAAAUGGACUGAUUAUGUUGUUCGCCGUGAGAACGUGUAAAAUCAGACGUGUCGGUCAAGAUACAUUCAUCUUUGCUGAAAAACCUAAUCUGUCAGAGCCGACAGAACCAUCAUCACAAGGAAGUUAUGCUGCAACCAGUGUUCGUCCCAACGUUCCUAUCCCUCCUAAUAUACCCAGGCCUCUGGUCACCCACGGACAGCCGGUACAUCAGUCUGUAACUCCCAGUGUCAAUCCAUUGCAUAGCCAAAAUAAGCAGCGACCUGCUGUGAACCCGGCAAGCAUGCGCGGUCGCGGUCGAGGUCGAGGUCGAGGCCGAGGUGGAAGUUCUGCUGUGAGAGGAUUUGCACAUCCAUCUCAAACACAGCGCAGUUUUCACAAUCCAACCACAAUGGAAAACCCCCAAAUUAGAGAUCCAAGGUUGAAACGUAAAAGAGACAGAGACGACCAAUCAUAAUUACGCUUCAACUGGUCAUUGAUAUUUAUGCAAUCUGCUCAUUAUGCGCUGCAACAAAAAGCGCUUGUAUACAGUUAUUUCAAUUUUGUUUAGAUCGAUUUU
This is a messenger RNA of Radiomyces spectabilis, 1016 nucleotides long. RefSeq lists its product as uncharacterized. The record is from RefSeq and is a predicted model, not a curated record. The transcript has 3 exons. Gene Ontology annotation, cellular component: SOSS complex. Bases 198 to 914 code for a protein of 238 amino acids. Gene Ontology annotation, biological process: double-strand break repair via homologous recombination; response to ionizing radiation; mitotic cell cycle checkpoint signaling. Gene Ontology annotation, molecular function: DNA binding. NCBI's taxonomy places the organism in Eukaryota, Fungi, Mucoromycota, Mucoromycetes, Mucorales, Radiomycetaceae.